CUUAUGUCUCCACAUUUAUCAAAGCUUUGGUCCAGUUAAACGUCUCAGGAUUCGAACCCAUCGGUCGUUAUUAAUCGGGAGCUUUGGUCAAUUGGUCUGUUAGAUUUCCCGACGACGACAACAAAAUAUCGACCACGAAAUACCCGUUGCCAUAAUGCCUCAGGAUCUGCCCCCAAUCGGGGGCUACGGCCCUGUACAGUACAAGCGUAACCUCCCCGCUCCAGGCUUCCGCCCAGCGACGCUACUCCUCGCCAUGGGUGCCGUUAUGACUUUUGGUUUCUACAAGUUGGGACAGGGCAUCCGAGAGCAGAAUGAGCUUGCCCGAGAAAAGAUGUGGUCGCGUAUCCACUUGAUCCCUCUACUCCAAGCCGAGGAAGACCGCGAUCUCGUCCGCAGACAUCUAGCCGAUCAGGCCCGCGAGAAGGAGCUGCUGGGCGAGAACAUGCAAGUCUACAACUCUGGAAAGUAUGUUAUCCUCUCACGUUACCCUCCCGCCUGAGCAAUCGUUACAAGGCUAGGGGGAAGAAUCAAUGCUGAUAUAUAUAUAUGUACGCUCGCAGAUACGUGAGACCAACGUUUGCCG
Daldinia decipiens is the source of this 583-nucleotide messenger RNA. RefSeq names its product GRIM-19. The record is from RefSeq and is a predicted model, not a curated record. The transcript has 3 exons. The coding region runs from base 155 to 499 and encodes 114 amino acids. NCBI's taxonomy places the organism in Eukaryota, Fungi, Ascomycota, Sordariomycetes, Xylariales, Hypoxylaceae.